This is a messenger RNA of Penicillium canariense, 948 nucleotides long. RefSeq lists its product as uncharacterized. The record is from RefSeq and is a predicted model, not a curated record. The coding region runs from base 1 to 948 and encodes 315 amino acids. Lineage: Eukaryota; Fungi; Ascomycota; Eurotiomycetes; Eurotiales; Aspergillaceae. The transcript has a single exon.
AUGGCCGGCGAAACCGGGCCUCUUCAUAUAUCCCGCGCACUUGCAAUGGUGAUUGCCAGUUUGCUCACCCUGGCUUGUUGGAACGUCCUUGAGAUCUCCUUAUCGAUCUUGUCUACCUUCAGGCGCUAUAACGGCCUCUAUUUCUGGAGCAUGGUGAUCGCGACGGCCGGAAUCCUCUUACACGCCAUUACGUCCUUCCUUCGCUACUUUUCCCUCGCUCCGAAUUUUCCUAUGUGCAUCCUGGUCUGCAUCGGGUGGUACGCUAUGGUGACCGGCCAGUCGGUGGUGCUGUAUUCCCGACUUCAUCUGGUGACCACCCACGAUCGCUACCCUCGCUGGAUCCUCUACAUGAUCGUCUUCAACUUUUGCGUCUUACAUAUUCCCACCACUGUCCUCUUUCUUGGAAGCAACAACGGAGUUGACCGGUUCGUCGCGCCCUUCAAUAUCUACGAGCGUAUCCAAUUGGCAGGCUUCGCCAUUCAAGAGACGAUUAUCAGCGCGCUCUAUGUCUGGGAAACUUCAACGUCCUUGAGACCUGUUCUGGCUCUGAAAGGUCCUCGAGGCAAGCGAGUCAUCAUGAAUGUCAUCGUUGUUAACAUUAUCGCUAUACUGCUGGAUGCAUCUCUUCUGACGACCGAGUACACCAACCACUUCGACGUCCAGACCACAUACAAACCGGUGGUCUACAGCAUCAAACUGUUAUUGGAGUUCACAGUACUCAACAGUCUGCUCGCCGUGAUCCGCACACCCCCAUCUACUGUUGAAGACGUUUCGCGAUCGCGCUCAGAGGAUUUCCACAUACGGCCGCUCCCGAGUAGGGAUAACGCAGACAAGAUCGCCGACCCAGAAAGGGUGGCCCAAAGUGAUCGACGAGGUUCAUCGAGAGAGUCAUUCCUAAGACCACAUGAUUUCUGCUUAGCAUGCAACCAUCACGUGGGUCCCGCUUGA